AUGUCCUCCAUCCUGCCGUUCACCCCUCCCAUCGUCAAACGGCUCCUGGGCUGGAAGAAAGGAGAGCAGAACGGGCAGGAGGAGAAAUGGUGCGAGAAGGCGGUGAAGAGCCUGGUGAAGAAGCUGAAGAAGACGGGGCAGCUGGACGAGCUGGAGAAGGCGAUCACCACGCAGAACAUCAACACCAAGUGCAUCACCAUCCCCAGGUCGCUGGAUGGCCGGCUGCAGGUGUCCCACCGCAAGGGCCUCCCCCAUGUGAUCUACUGCCGGCUGUGGCGGUGGCCGGACCUUCAUAGCCACCAUGAGCUGCGGGCCAUGGAGAUGUGCGAGUACGCCUUCAACAUGAAGAAGGACGAAGUCUGCGUGAAUCCCUAUCAUUACCAACGAGUGGAGACCCCAGUGUUACCCCCAGUUCUGGUGCCUCGGCACACGGAGAUCCCAGCUGAGUUCCCACCACUGGACGAUUACAGUCACUCUAUUCCAGAGAACACUAACUUCCCAGCAGGCAUUGAGCCGCAGAGCAACUACAUCCCAGAGACACCUCCUCCAGGCUAUUUGAGUGAGGAUGGAGAAACCAGUGACCACCAGAUGAACCCCAGCAUGGAUGCAGGUUCUCCAAACUUAUCACCAAAUCCUAUGUCUCCGGCACACAAUAAUCUGGAUCUGCAGCCCGUUACCUACUGUGAGCCGGCGUUCUGGUGCUCCAUAUCCUACUAUGAACUCAACCAGCGCGUGGGGGAGACGUUCCACGCCUCGCAGCCCUCCAUGACUGUGGAUGGUUUCACUGACCCGUCGAAUUCUGAACGCUUCUGCCUUGGUCUGCUCUCUAAUGUGAACAGAAACGCAGCAGUGGAGCUCACCAGGCGGCACAUCGGAAGAGGAGUGAGGCUGUACUACAUCGGCGGGGAGGUGUUUGCUGAGUGCCUUAGUGACAGCGCCAUUUUCGUCCAGUCUCCCAACUGCAACCAGCGCUAUGGCUGGCACCCAGCAACGGUCUGCAAGAUCCCACCGGGAUGUAACUUGAAGAUUUUUAACAACCAGGAAUUCGCGGCUCUCUUGGCUCAGUCUGUGAACCAGGGCUUCGAAGCUGUGUACCAGCUGACCAGGAUGUGCACCAUUCGGAUGAGCUUCGUCAAGGGCUGGGGAGCUGAAUACAGGCGGCAGACGGUGACCAGCACUCCCUGCUGGAUUGAGCUGCACCUCAACGGCCCCCUGCAGUGGCUGGACAAGGUCCUCACACAGAUGGGCUCCCCCAGCAUCCGCUGCUCCAGCGUCUCCUAAGGAAGCACCUCCUGGGGGCGGGUGGGGAGCAAAGACUGCAGGAUGGAAUUGGCUGAACCCUUAGCAAAACACACAGAGAUUCCCAGUUACUGAAGUGAUGAGGAGAAACAGAUCUGCGAAAAUAGUGGCUUUUCUUAGUUUUGUUUCUUUUUUUUUUUAAAACUAAAGACCCAUUGAAGCCACUUCCACUGAAACUGUCAGCACUUUGGUUACAGGCUGUGGGCCCUCGCAGUCAGAAUGAAGCUGAAGUUUAUCAUGAUAAAAGACGACUUUGUUUCAGUGGAGGGAAGGCAGCGCUGUGAGUGCUGUCAGUGCUGUCAGUGCUGUCAGUGCUGUACCUGCGGCCAUGGCACGUCCCAUCCGCCCCGUGCAGCCCCAGCAUCUCCGACUGACACUGUGGGUCUGUGGGAUGACUCCUGCUCAUGCAUUGCUGUCUCCAUCCACCUGAAGACCUGAUCUUCCUGGGACUGCAGCAGCAGGUGGAAAAGAAAGCAUGUAAAGCAUGUAAAGCACACGCAAGGACUGACUGCCCAGUAUUGCUCCCAAAGGGAACAGAUUUGCACGCUGUGCAGCUCGCCCAGAGGCAGCACUUUGCUUUGUGCCCGAGCUGCCGCUGUGCCCUGCGUGUCCCAGUCUGGAUGUACAUGAAGCAGAAGGCCAAAGUCACGGCUCCUUCUGACAGUGCUGCAGCUUUUGACUAGAGCCGCUCACGAACAGACAUUGGGAAUGUGAGGAGCUCUUGCUGGAUAAGUUAAGCCUUCAUUAUUGUGCAUUAACUAAAGAAAGUUUGUAUUCUAUUUUCUCAUUGUGUUGAUUGGUAUCUGCCACUUCUUAAGUCAUAGGGGCUUAAUGAACUCGGUGCCCAGGUCUGCUCUGGAAUGGCUCCUGCUGCCAUUUGCUGAACACCCAGUUCUGCAGGAUCCCCCCAGCUCACACCUGACUGUGCCAGAACCAGCACGUCUCAGAUGCACCAGCACCACUUGGUUAGAAACGUGUUUCAUCUGAUGGAAAUGCUCUGAGAUGUGUUUUCACCUGGAGAAAGGGAGAGAGUGUGUGAACGUGUUGUAAAACGUUCCCUUUCAAUGUACGUGCUCCAGACUGUCCGAUAUUCUUUUCCCUGCAGCAAAUGUCGUGGCAAACAACUUCCACAACUGGAAAAAAAAACCCCUUAGCACUUGUUUUUAUGGCUCCGGUUUAUCAAAUAGAUCUCCGAACUUUGUCAGCACUAUCUGGUGAUUUGCUUCUUUACGUCUGUGUUGAGCACCAUACGCUUUUGUGCCAAAAUAUCAGAAGGGGAGGGGAGAAAACGAGAAUCAGAAUUUCUUAUGGAAUUGUAUUUUUUCCCCAUCUGUGGCUCUGGGAUGGACAGGCUGCGAUGGACACCGAGUGCUUUGUGUGAAGGCUUCAGCCCUGCAGAGCUUUGUGCUCCCGGACACAAACACGAGCAGCCCCAGGCUCUGUGCCCUGUAACACCUUAUAAACACUGCCCAUGAUCAGCCACGUGCCCACCUGGCUGCAGGGAGGCUCUUUGGAUGCACACGUUCACUCUGUCCCUCAGCCCCAGCGCUUGGCUUGGACCCGAGGCAUCAGCAGCACCUGAGGAUGCAGAGCAGAGAUCUGCUGAACCGGACACACAAAGGGAUGCUCUGGAGGAGUUUGUUUCUGAUCUCUGGGGCUGAGCUGUGGUGGUGCAGCUGUUGGACUCCGGGGCAGCUUUCCCUGCCCAGCACGGCUCGUAUCGCAGCACUGGAGGUUUUCUAGGACUUUUUUUUUUACUUUUCACUUUUGCUGUGUGUCUGAUUGUAGUCAAAUCUCUGAUUGCACGGACUUGUGCAAUAGGAGCAUCUGUGUAAGGGAGUGUCUGAGCUGCUUUGGUAGGGAUGUCUGUCAUCGUGGGCUGACGAAGCACGUGCUUUCAGGUACAGCUUUCUAACAGUAAUUUAUUUGGACUUCUGUGGAAAUAUCUGAUUUCUGCUUUAGUCAGAUAGGAAAAAUUGUAAAAUCAUCCCAGGUUUCCUGUUGGAGUGUCUAUAAGUCACGUUUGCUUUUUACCCAUUUUCUUUAUCUUCAUAACCAUGAGAAAGCUGGGCUCUGCUGUGUCUUGUGCACCAGCAACCGAAACAGCACCUUAAACUCAAGUGUCAGGCAGCUCAUUCCCUUCUGUGUGCAGGACCCAGCCUGGCCCGGGGCACAAGGAGUAAACCCUGCCUUCAUCCAGAGUCUGCAUGGAAUCGCCUCCGCCAAACCACGAGUUGGCCCUGGGUUCCCUCUGUGUUUAAUUUGAUGAAGGACAGUGAGUUGCUGAUUGCAGUUGAUAGAUGCCUCUUUAGAAACAGGAUUUGGAUGAUGCAUAAAAACUGUUAAUUCCACCUCAUCAUCCCUUGUGUAUGACUUCCAGUGGAAAGCACAGAGCUGCUCUAGUGAUGCGAUUAGAUAAAAUGGAGAGAUUUUCUUCUCUAAAGGAGUAACGUCCUCUCCUCCCCUUUGUUCGCCUCCUCACUAACACAUGAAAGCCUUACAGUUUCCAGCGUUAGCUUAUUAAGCCAAACGGAAGCCCUGUGCCACGCAGCAGGUGAGGAAGGGCUGUGAUCCUCCUGUCUCACACAGCAGCAGUGAGUUGGACGAGUGAAAGAGAACUCUGAGAUGAGCUCUGGGUCCCAGCACAGAAGGGAAGAGGCGACGCGGGGCUGCACGGCGGCGUUGGUGCCCCCAGGUACACGUGGCUUAGUGCUGCUUUUCCUUUCUGUUCUAAAACUCGAUGAAAGUAGCUUUGAUAUGUAGCAGGGGUGUACGCCGUCAGCCUGCCCUCGUGAGAUGAUGCUCCUCGCUGAUGGUGGCCUUGGCUUGUUUCACCAGCGUUUCAUGCAUUCUCCUUAAUAGCAGAGUCACUAGCAGGAACUUGGACUCUCUUUGAUUCGUACACAGGGGCCUGGCUGCUGGCAGAUGACACUGAUGGCCCCGUGGUUUUUAUGUGACUGUGGAGGUUCUCUUUUUUAAUUAUUAUUAUUAAUGUAUUGAACUGAGUUGCAGUGUGUAGUUUGUGUUAAGCUUGUCUUAGAAGUCAUCCAGUGCUAUCCAUGUGGUGCGGAAGCCAGAAUCAGCACAAAGACAGAGGAAUCUGAUUCAUCCCAUUUCCUGAAAGCCCCAGUACAGAAAGGCUGGACGUGGCCUUUCAGACAGUGGGAAACAACUCUGUGUCCCCUCCCCACAGGAUGGGCACAACUUGAACCAUGCAGGACUUUACACAUGAAGGAUAUUCAGGGCUCCAGCUUGAGGAGCAGGUGUGAGCAUCCACACCUUGUGUGCUUGCUAAGGAGAAAAAGCCCAGGGAGAGAGAAGAACACGGUGCAGCGAGGGGCUUCAGCCACAUCACAAAGCAUUGUGAGCCUUCCUGGUUCUCCAGGGCACCAGAUAGGAGGGGUGGGAUAUCACAGAUAAGCUGGGAAGCCAGGAGGAGAAAUAAUUAGUUGCUCUAUAGUAGCUGAUGGAGAGGUAUGGUUAAGAAAUUCAGUAUAUGUUUUUUAUUAUGUACAUGCUUGUAUUUAUGUUGUCUUUCUUGAAUAUCCAGAUGAAUCGAAUGCAUACCUUGUAGCAGAAAGGGCAAUUCAGGAUUCUGAGCGUUAAGUCUUUCCCGUGUCCCUCUGGUGAUGGCUGAUGAGGCAGUUACUGACGUGAGAACAAGAGCUGCAUCUCAGAGCUGAGCAGCAGGUGCUGGCAAAGAAAGCAAAACGAGGACGUCUCCAGCAGGAGUCUGUACCUGAGCUGUCAUCUUACUCCUUAGCAAUGAGUCAGGUUCCCAGGUGGCCCCUUUGAUUGUGCUCUUCAGUCUUUUCAGAUUUAUGAGGCUUCAAAAACAACAGACUGUUCUGUAAAUGCUUUGGUUCAUCCUCACGUUUCCUCCGGUACGUGGAUACGAGAGGAGCCUGCACCGCUGCUGCUGGGGUGCAUCCAGCCCUCUCCCCACGGAGGCAGCCAACCUCCCUCACUCUGAUGGAACUGUCCCCUCUGGUAGAUACGUAUGAGCAUUGUAUGCAGUAGUGUUUAGGUUUUCUUAACCUGAGGUUGUACGUUAACGAGCGGUGGUGUCACCUACAUGCUUUAGCUUGUUGAGCAUUAUGCGCCUCUGUUGUUACUACAGGCCUGUACUAUGUAUGCCCUCUUCUUUCAUAUGUGAAACUGUAAGUUCUAUUUUUGACAUUUUAAUAAACUUUGAUUUGAAAACCGAG
Messenger RNA from Coturnix japonica (Japanese quail), 5507 nucleotides. RefSeq names its product SMAD family member 3 (gene SMAD3). The record is from RefSeq and is a predicted model, not a curated record. Gene Ontology annotation, molecular function: I-SMAD binding; DNA-binding transcription factor activity, RNA polymerase II-specific; RNA polymerase II cis-regulatory region sequence-specific DNA binding. Lineage: Eukaryota; Metazoa; Chordata; Aves; Galliformes; Phasianidae. Gene Ontology annotation, biological process: activin receptor signaling pathway; cell differentiation; SMAD protein signal transduction. Gene Ontology annotation, cellular component: heteromeric SMAD protein complex.